CUUUUUCUGUGUUCAACAGUAGCUCAGUAGUUAUGCAGCGCGGCCACUAAUCUGCGAUGCAUAUGCUGGGAGUCAGAAGGCUGCAGCGCGCAUUGCCACGAAUGUUCAGGCAGCGCCGCUUCCAGUCCGUGAGCGUUGAGGAGGCGCGGAAACGCAUGCGGGUGGCCCACGAGUCAGCGAAGGUCCACGAGGCAGCGAAGGCCCGGGGUGCACGCACUGUGAGCGCCCAGACUGUGGACACCGGCUUCUCGGUGGUUUUCGGCCUUUGUAUCGCUUGCUGGUACUUUGACUGGUUCUCUGCCUGGGAGACCACCCCACUGGAGCGGCUGGCGGCCUGGCUGCGGGAACGGCACGUGGCGGUGGUUGCCUUCGAGCUGGAUGGUGUGAUAUGCUGCAGGUCCCGCGGCAAGCAGGGUGUCUCGCUCUUUCAGCUCGAGGACUACUUCGGUGGCGUCAGCCAAGACUUUGCCGAGCUGGCGCCUGCGCUGGCGCGCCGGAGCUACCCCAUGGCUGUAGUCAUCAGAGGUGCCAGUGCCGCAGAAGAAGGCCGUACCUUUGGCUGGCGGCAAAAAGAGGUGAAGGCACCGGAGUUUGUUGAUGGCCCAGAGCUGGCCCGGAAGCUCCUGGUGAGCCGCUGUCCCGGCGCCGCUGACAACUUUAAGAUCUUUGUCACAGACGUGGAAUCGUCCAAGGACACUUGGCAGAGUACUGACGAGUGCAUCCAAAGGAUUGCCAAAGAGCACCGGGUGCCAGCUAGGCAAGUGGUGAUCUUCACUGCUCCUUGGAUCUGGAAAGAUGAGGGAACAUGGUUCAGGCUUCUAGAGCUUGCGAACAAGAUGGAGGUAAUGAAGAAUGGACGGGCAUUCGUGUGCCGAAUGCAAAAGAAGGCUUCCGCUACAGCGAUCUCCAGCUUCCAAGCAUGGAGGAGGAAGGUCCUUUGUCCCUGCCGUUGACACGGUGGUGGAACCAGGCCGUCACGCUCAUCACUUCGAAAAGACCUUGAUUUCGCCCAGAGAAA
Molecule: messenger RNA, 1018 nt
Organism: Durusdinium trenchii
Lineage: Eukaryota; Dinophyceae; Suessiales; Symbiodiniaceae
Source: the annotation of a GenBank genome assembly